GGCCUGCGGUUCGCGGCCGUUUAGCGGGCGGCGGUUGGUGAGGGGCCGGGGGGAGGGGUUGUGCUCCCCCGGGUUCCGGCGGGGCCUGACCGGCCGGCGGCGUGCCCCCGAGCCUCCGUGCCGGUGAAAUGGCGGCGUGCAGUGCGGGCUGCCCGCGCCACAGCGGUGUGCCCCCGUCGCGGCACCCUCUGCCGCCUCCCUCAGCGGGGGAUCUCGGAGGAGGCGCUUCCCCAGGCGGGGAGGUGAUGAGGACAAGAAAUUAGCCCAGAUGCAGUAAACUGGAAGCAAUGGAAGAAAGGAAAAUCAAGAGGAGGAGCCCCAAAUCAUCCACCAGUCACCCUGCUCAGGUUGCUAACUCCAAGAAAAACUCAGUGCCGGUCAGUAAAAGCACAGCCUUUUCAAACCCUGCACCACAGCCGGCGGUACAAAAACCAAAGUUAAAACGUGUCAUAAAAGAGAAAGCCAAACCUCCAGGAGGUGAAGCAAAAGGGGCACAGGCAGCACCAAUCCAGCAUUCUUUUCUCACAGAUGUAUCAGACGUCCAGGAAAUGGAAAGGGGACUUCUGAGUCUCCUGAAUGAUUUCCACUCUGGCAAACUUCAAGCAUUUGGAAAUGAAUGUUCCAUAGAGCAGAUGGAGCAUGUGCGGAGUAUGCAGGAGAAACUUGCUCGCCUCAACCUGGAGCUCUAUGGGGAGCUGGAAGAACUCCCUGAAGAUAAAAGAAAACUAGCCAGUGACUCCAACCUGGAUAGGCUGCUGUCAGAUCUAGAAGAACUGAAUUCAUCUAUCCAAAAACUUCAUUUAGCAGAUGCUCAAGAUAUUCCAAAUGGUGCCACAGGUUGAAAGAACAGCUUUGUCAGAAGCUUUUCUUUUGUUUGUUGGGUUCCCCCCCCCCCCCCGACAGUGGAGUCUGGAACAUUUGUGGGUUUGUGUGUGCUUGGUUUUCUUUUUAAUUUUGCACAAUGAAGAAUCAAAGUGCAAAUCCAGGUAUUCCUUUUUGCAUAUUCCUCUUUGAGCACUGCAUUGUGCCAGUACUCAGUAUCUAGAGUUUUAAACAGAUCAUUGUGAUGCUAUGCUUUUUAUUGUUGCUUUAUUUAAUAGAAAAACUGGGCAAAUGUGGAAGUACAUUUCUUCUGCUCAGUGUUGUUCAUAUGGUUGAAAAUGGUAUAUGUAUAUAAGUUCAUUAGCAUCUCUCCAAUUUUUAUCAAGGUAACAAUGCCUUUCUGAUCAGUAUGUAGACAGUCUGCACACUAUAUCUUGAGUGUUGUGUUGGUCAGUGAUGGCACAGAUUAAUUUAUUCUUAAUAAAGUAAAACAUUUUAAAUACACAGUGUUUCAUUUAGAGAAGCUGCUAUCUGGCCGUGUUAAGAAGAUCUGAGUUCUUCUAUGGUCUGAAUGGUUGCAGAGUUUGCUUUAUUUUCCAUUACUGUGAAUAAUUAUAGAAUGUCACUAGAUUACAACUAGCAUGCAUGCUAGUUUGAGGAAGUAUUGUAACAUUCCAAAAUUGGGUAAACAGUAAAUAAAUCCAAUAUAAGCAA
Molecule: messenger RNA, 1536 nt
Organism: Strigops habroptila (Kakapo)
Lineage: Eukaryota; Metazoa; Chordata; Aves; Psittaciformes; Psittacidae
Gene: CCDC28A
Product: coiled-coil domain containing 28A
Exons: 6
Coding region: 288-842 (184 amino acids)
Source: RefSeq, a predicted model, not a curated record